Molecule: messenger RNA, 8418 nt
Organism: Salpingoeca rosetta
Lineage: Eukaryota; Choanoflagellata; Craspedida; Salpingoecidae
Exons: 64
Coding region: 187-8418 (2743 amino acids)
Biological process (GO): protein ubiquitination; ubiquitin-dependent protein catabolic process via the N-end rule pathway
Cellular component (GO): cytoplasm; ubiquitin ligase complex
Molecular function (GO): zinc ion binding; ubiquitin protein ligase activity; RNA-directed DNA polymerase activity
Source: RefSeq, a predicted model, not a curated record
UCACAGUGCAGUGUGCGUGUGAAUCCUCAUCAUCAUCGCUGUUGGUUUUCUUCGUUCACUCUCUUCUCUCUCAUUGCUGCUGCUGAUGACAAGCAAGACAGACACACACACAGACACAGACGAGCAAGAAGCAAGUUGAGUUGAAGUGUGUGAGACGUGCUGUAACAUAGCGACACGACCACCGCCAUGUCCGAGAAGAAGGACACGACAGCUGGGCCUGCUGCGCCUAGCACACAAGCCAAGGAGGCGCUGCAAAAGGACAUUGCCGCCACGUUUGAGCGGGUGCAGCACGAAGGAACGCCGUCCUUCCACUUUGCAGAGUGGACAUGCAAGACCGCGUUUGAGAAGUUCCUGUUUGGCCCCAUCUUCGACGCUGGCGUUGCAUCCACCACUGACGAGGCCAUCGAGUACUUGAAGGGCUUCAACUCAUCCCCUGUGCGCUGCGGGCAUGUGUUUGGAGAUGGCGAGCCCACGUACACGUGUGCAGAGUGCGGUGUGGACCCCACAUGCGUGCUGUGCCACAAGUGCUUCAUGCAGUCUGAACACCGCAAUCACCAGUUCUCCGUGCACAUCAGCCAUGGUGGCGGCUGCUGCGACUGUGGCGACCAGGAGGCCUGGCGCGGGCACGCGUUUUGUCGCAUCCACCAGCCCCAUGCCGACAAGGAGCCGACGGCUGCCGAUUCCCUGGCGAAAGUUCCCGAAAACGUGCAGCAGCGGCUCUAUGAUGCAAUCCACUACCUCCUCAACGUGGCGACGCCAGUGCUGAUGGGGGAGGACCGCCACCACGAAGUCAUCCCUGCCGUCGAAGAAGAUCUUCACUGCACGACGCUGUACAACGACGAGGUGCACACCUUUGACCAGGUGAUACGGCAGUUGCAGGCCGCUGUCGGCUCGACGCCUGAUCUCGGCCGGACGUGGGCAAACUACGUCGACGUGGAGGGACGCGCCGUGGUCCGCAUUGGGCGACCGCGGCCGUGCAUUGACGCGGCGACGACGCUGGUGCAGAUCCGCCUCGACGCCCGCGAACAGCUGCUCGCAUCCGUCGCUGCACAGGAGGUACUGGUUGACGUGCUGACGUGGCUCGGGCAGCUGUCGAAGGAGGUGGACGCCGUGCGUGCGGUCAUGUGCGGAUGUGUCUGCGACAUCAAACUGCCCGACAUUCUCGCCAACAACGUCACUCAGCCAGACGAGCCCGUCCUCAAAUCGCUACUGCUCAACAUGGUCAAGUUCUGGAAGCGCGCAAGGGCGGCUGUUCGGGCUGUGAUCUUUGGGAGCGUGAUGCUUGAGCUUGAUUACAAGGCCGUGCUUGCGGUGCAGUUUUCUCGCAACUACAGCGACAUCAUCACACAGUACUCACAGGAUGGCAACGAAGAGCAAGGCGGCAUUGGCAACAUUUCCGUGCAGAUUUACACCGUGCCGUCGCUUGCCCGCAUGCUCGUGCAGCAGUACAACGUGCUGCCAAACAUGCUCCACUGCCUCCGCGAUCUGCUGCCCAAAUCGGAAGACGGGACGCGCGUUGCGUUCACGCAGGCCACGCGGAACGAGAUGGUGAAUGUCGUGUUUGACAUGAAAUACCUCCUCAGAAACGACGUCGGCUCCGUCCUCUCCAUCUUCCCAGACAUCAUCGAGAUUCUGAAGCUGUGCCAGUACAUGGACUCGUUUCGGCGCCAAGUCGGCGAGCACGUGCUGCGGGAGAGCAUGGCGUACCGCACCGCGUUCCACAUCACUUCGCUUCUCUUCACGCUCUUCUCUCGAAUUCUCGAAGAGCACAAUCUUCCACAGGACGACCGCAUCGACGCCAUCAACCUCCUCGCAACAGCACUGCACGAUGAGGUGGUCGCUGACGGUGCGAUGAAGGAGGCUGUGGAGCACGUGGAUGAGCAGACGGGACUGCGCAUUCCGCCGCUGCAAGUCGACGCCCUACCCGUGUCCCUCCACCACCCGCUCCAGACGUUUAUGACCCGCCUCAUCUGCUCUCUUGAAGACAAAUCCGUCAAGUUUGACCGCUUUUUCCAGCAUGCAGCGCUGACGGUGGACGCGACAUCCGUCGCCCUCGCCUUCCUCGAGCCCGCGCUGCAGAACCAGGUGCUGAUGGCGCAGUUCAAGGCCGGGCAUUGGGUGCGGAACGGGUAUCCGAUUAUCCAUCAGCUGUCCAUCUACACGUCAAACUUCAAGCGCGACUGGCUGUUUGAGGCGGACAUUGCGACGCUGCAGAUUGGCUGCGUUGCGCUCGGCAUCACGCACGUCAUCCACCUCCUCCUCGACCGCUAUGCCCUCACAGACUGGUUCAACCUUGCAGAGGAUCUGGACGACGACCUGGACAGCCUGUACAAGUUCUCCCUCUCGGGCAUGUGGAUGCUCAUCCUCAACCUCUACCAGGCGCGUCUUCUGCCCGGUGUCGGCGAUUGCGCACGGGAUGACGUCAUCCGGCAGCAUCUCCUCUACGCGCUGUCGACGGGCCCACGGUCGUUCAGCAACGCAAUCAAAUCCCUCCCGCGUGACGACAAACACAAAGUCGCAGCCACGCGCAUCAUCCGGCAGAUUGCAGACAUGCGCGACACGGCUGAUGGCGCCGUGUAUUCGCUCAAGGACUCUGUUCUCGCAGACGCCAACAACAAGUUCCACUACCUCCUCGAGGGCCAGCGCAACGCGGACUUCCAGUAUCUUGUUGAGCGGCUGAGCAAGGCCAGCGGCGGGAAGAAGGGCAAGUACUUCCCUGCGUCGGCGCCCAUCGCCUUCCGCGAGCCGUUUGCAGACCUGUAUGACAUUCCGGCGCACCCGGAAGUUGCCGCGCUCGCCGUCUCCUGCCUGACGUUUGCCCGCCACAUUGGCACUCCCCGCAUGAAAACGCUGCCGACGGAGGUUCUUGACAUGAUUGUGCACCUGUACGCAAUGGGCGUGGCGCACGAUCAGAAAAACGGCACGAGCAAAGUUGCUGCUGCGAUGGUUGCCCCGACGCACGCAGGCUCGUGCGUUGCCGCCGCCAUGUUCAACGUCAAGGCCGUCCCAGACCUGCCUGACGACAUCCGGGCCGGUGUUGACUGGAUCAUCACCACCAUCAUUGAGACGGGCGACGAUGCCACGAAGAAGGAGCUGGCCGACCUCGGAAUCGUCAAGGCGAUGCAAAAGCCGGCGAGCUCCGAUGUGGACAAGAAACGCCGCAAGAAGCGCGCUGGGGCGAAGCGGCAGCAGCUGAUGAACAAGUUCUCGAAGAUGCAGAGCGACUUCAAGGCGAUGAUGCACGUGGAGGAUGAAGACGAUGACGGGGAGGAGGCCGCCCCAACAGCGGCGCAGUCGUCCCGCGCAACAGAGGCAGAGGACGAAACACGCCAUGUGCUGUCAUGCAUCCACUGCCAGGAAGAGGCAGAUGCCAGGACGGCCGAUUUUGUUGUUCUUGGCUGCUUCUCGCACGGGAGCGUGCUUGUCCCGAAGCGCACGCCACCGCCAUCACCAGCGGCAGACACUGAGGGCGCUGAAGGCGAAGCAAGCGAGGGUGCACAGGCAGCCGUGCACGGAUCAGCAUCAUCGCAGCAGCAGACUGAAGGUGAAGGUGAGGGUGAGCGACGUGUUCGCCCGCCUGUUCUUGUUGCGAUGGACGAGGACACGGACGAGGAGGACCUGCUUGAUCUCGGUGACGGGAUGGAGGACGAUGAAGAAGGCGACGGCAUGCUGGAUGGUGACGCUGGCGAAGGCGAGGAGGCGGAGGUGACGCUGAUUGGCAACGACAACGAGCCUGGAGCCACGGUACGCAUGCCCAUGGCGAUGCUGCAGGCGUUCAUGCGGGGCGAGGCAGACCCGACGGCACUUAUGGGGAUGGCCGGUGAUGAGGAAGGACAAGGCGACGCGGGUGAAGGUGGAGAAGGCACGGAAGGCGGAGAAGGGCAAGGGGAACAAGGUGCAGGUGAACAAGGGGAAGAAGGGGAAGAAGGUGAGGGUGAAGAAGGCGAACAGGGUGAGGGUGAAGGGGCUGGGCGGCGUCGGCGGCUGUCGAGUGGUCGGCUUCGAUCAGCAAUGACGCAAUAUCUGCGAUCACUCAGGAAUGCGUUUGGUCGUCGCGGUGGCUCCAACGACGACGACGACGACGACGAUGAUGAUGACAACGGCGGUGCUGGUGAUGGCGAUGGCGAUGGCGAUGGCGAUGGCGAUGGUGAUGGUGAUGGCGACCCAGACACGAGUGUUGGUGAUGCGUUUGAAUGGAGCAAGAAGGGCGACGUGUUCUUCAAGAGCUGCGGCCACACCAUGCAUCUCUCCUGCUUCAUCGGCUUCCUGCGGCACUGGGUGCAAGCCAGGGGAUUGGCCGGGUUGAUUCCAAACUUCAACUGCCCACUCUGCCGUGCCCCUUCCAACGUUGCAGUGCCGUACAUUGUGAGCGAAAUCACGCUGACUGCACCAUCCCAAUCAUCGUCAUCGUCAUCAUCGUCAUCACCAUCAUCAUCACCACCAACCAUGACACCGUCCACGGCCACCGCUGCCCUGCUCGCCGCGUCCCCGGCCGUGUGCAGCCUCAACACGACACCAGAGAAGCCUGCCCAUCGUGCCCCGAAACGCUCAGACGAAUUCAGGGCGCUCUGUGCACGCGGUGCUGGCUCAAGCACCCGCGCUCGCUCCCAAGAGACAGACACCCACCUGGCCAACCUGCUGUUCUUUGACGAGGCGGCGAUGAUGGCGAUGAGUGCGGAGACGAAACCGCGACCUCUCGUCAGCAUCGUCCCCAUCUGGCAGUCGCUCGCGCAGACCAUCGCCUGUGUCGAGCUUGCGCACAAGCACCAGGCAGACAAGGACAAGCCAAUCGCCAAGAAGUCCAUGCAAGCGCUGUCGAUGCUGCGCACAUAUGUGCACGAGUUCUCGUCAAAGGCGAACGUCCGUCUGCCCGAAGUGUUCACGCGCAUCUUCGCGCACACGCAGCAGAAGAGCGGCGACAACGGCGACGAUGGCGAUGAUGGUGCCAGUGCUGCCUCCACGGCCACGCUGAACAUUCCAGGGGAACUGGAACCACUCAGGGUGCUUGUGUUCCUGACUGCAGCCAUCUCCACGGUGGCACCAGAGACGACGCGUCCACCAACAGCGGUCGUGCCCGUCCCCUUUGCCGCAUGCGUCGCCGUGUCACUCUACUGGUGUGCACUUCGCGAGGCAGCACGCACCGCAGCGCAGCCAGCGCCCACGAAGCAAGCAGACACCGACGCCAGUGACGAAGCCGUUGCCUCCGUCGCCGCGUCGCUCCCACCGCUCUUGAAAGCAGCGGGCUUUUCUUCCACCCUCCCAACCGAGUCGUCGCUCGCGGCGGAUGUGGUUGAGCGGUGCACUGCUCUCUGUCGCCACGCCAUCCUUCUGAGGGCCGCGCUCCAGGACGAGACGGACGAGUGCAACCUGCCGCGCGACCUCAGCUCGUGUUUGCAGCGUUUGAAUCUCCCGCCUCUUGUGGACCUCUUGUCCAGCGUCGCUCCCACAGAUCGCCACAUUCGCGCCUGGGCCGCAGCCCUCAAGGUGACGACGAUGGCUGCUGCGACAUGGUCGUGGCUGAGCACUGUGUGCAGUGACACGCCCGUGCUGUCCUUGCACGACUGGCUGGACCAGAACCACAGCACCCACAACAGCCACAGUACCAACACUGGUCGCGCAGUGAGAAGAAAUGACUCUUCCUCCACUUCCGCCACAUCGCCUGCGUCUCACCUGCUGCGCAACCAUCCAGCGGCACAGCCGCUCCUCACCUCCAUCAUGGUCGCGCCAAUUCAAGAUGCCCCUGUCUUUGACCAAGCUGCCGCGCGCAUGCCUUCGCUGUCUUCGCUUCCAUACAUCCUCCAGCGCGUUCUCAUUGACCUGUUCGAGUCGUGCCAGUCGCCCACACAUGUGCUGUGCCUCGGAUUUCGUCGCUCCACCGGCGGUGAUGACAAAGGAUCCAUCAAGGCUGUUCCGGAAAUACAGGCCGUGUUUCCCAACACGCUCCAUGCCACGAUCAAGAGCAAGCCGUGGCGUGCCCUGCAUGCCGCCCUCGGUGACUACACCAUCUUCUACAUCCUCCGCUACAUGUUCGUGUUCCAGCGACUCCACAACAACUGCCUCCUGCAGCUGUCUGGCCCGUCUCUCGGCCUCUCUGCGCGAUCACAAAUGCGCAUCGAAGACCCAAUACGAGCAGACGGCGACGACGACGCCACGUCCUCCCAGCAGCAGCAGCAGCGCGUUUGUGCAGGCAAUGACGGCGAUGAUAACAGUGACAGCUGCGAGGAAGGAGGAGAACCCGCAAGCAAGAGAGCGAAGAUGCAGGAGCGAUCAAAGAUGUUUUACGCAUUCAACCUCUCCGAACGCAUGCCGGCAGACCACCCAUUGCUGAAGCAUCGCCCCUCUGGCAACGGCACACGCCGCCUUCUCCGCACAAUCUUCGCUGGUGGUGGUGGUGGUGAAAACGUCCGGUUGAAUCGACGAUUGUUGCAACAUGCAGAGACAUUCACGCAAUUCAUCCGCAACGCACACCGCCUGCAGUUCAAGCGGCUGCUCAACAGGACUGCUCCGUGCACGUGCCGACGACGCCAGCGCCACGAGCACCCCAACGUGAUGCACUGUGGUGAUGAGAACAAUGAUGGUAGUGGUACGGCGGCUGCUGCUGCUGCAGAUGAUAAUGAUGAUGAUGGUGAUGAUGAUGAUGACAACAACCGGUUUGACGCCUUGCUGGAGGACGACUUUGCGACACAGGAUGAGGACAGCAGCGAGGAAGAGGACGACAACGUCGGCACGAAAGAUACACACAUGUGCGCCACCACUGUGAGUGUCACCACCAAUAAUGGCACCGGCGGCAAUACAGCACAGCAGUCGGCCUCAACGUCACGCGCACACUCCAAAGUCGUGCACAGGAGCGCAGAUAUGGAAACGCUGUUAUCCAGCACAACUCCGCAUCACCAGGUCGUGCGAUUUGCGUGUGCGUGCGUUCGGUUCCUCGUCCCGAAGUCCUUGCUGGGAUCAAAGCGCAACUGGCGCGUCUUCAACAGACUAGUCCGCGACAUGGUGACCCUGCCGCGAUACGCCAGCAUCUCGCGCGAGGUGUGCUUGCACGCAUUCUCCACAUCGGCCGUGCCCUGGCUCGCCCCUCCAACUCCAGCAGUGCGCGCGUGUCCGAGCGACCACGCCUUACAGCGGCACCUCCUACGCACGUGCGUCGUGUGGCUGCUGGAGCACGUGGUGGCGGUGGUGCUGCGGUCCGCAUUUUACAUCACGGAACGCAGCAAGGACAAGAACGCCGUUCUGUUCUAUCGCAAAUGUCUCUGGCGCGAAAUUGACAGGCGCGCUCGCUCCUCGCACCACAUCAGGUCGACGUUCACGCAGCUGCUCCGCCCACACGAGAAUUGUGAUGACGACGAGAGCAACAACCGGGCCCAUUCCAACACCGACGAUGACAGCGACGGCAUGGGCAAUGAUGUCAAUGCCGAUCGCGCGUGUGCGCGUACAGAGGACGAGGCGUUGGCCAACUCGCUUGGCUUCAGUUUCCUCCGCUUCGUGCCCAAGAAAUCCAGUGUUCGACUCAUCCUCAACAUGGGGCGACAAAUGAAGAACGAGGCUGGCCGCUCUCUGUCCAUCAACAGCGCACUGCAGAACGCCCUCAGCGUCCUCUGGUUUGAGAAAAAACGCUCGCCGCAACAUGUUGGCGCGUCGCUGUUUGGUGUUGAGGAAUUCUUCCCAAAGUACCGCCCGUUUGUCGAACGCUGCAGGAAGCAAGCUGGGCUCUUGCUGCUGCGACUGGAAAACCUGCUGUUGACGAAAUGCAUGACGAUUGUGCUGGAUGGCGUGGUGAAUUCGCCAGAUAUUGUUGCUCUCAACAUCUACCAAUUGGUGUAUGUUGGGAUUGCCAAAUUCCACUGCGUUGUGCGCUCGCUGCUGCGUCACCAGCGGCCAGCGUACAACCCGCGCUUCUUCGUGCGACUUUUUCGCCACGUGCCGCAGUUUACGCUGCGUGCUGUCACCGCAAGGUGCCAGGUGCGGGAGGAAGACGGGCGGCGCCAACGCCAUCUGGCACUGAAACGAAAAGUGGUUGUGGCGCUUGCAUUUGCCGCCAUGAUUGACGCGUUGUCGAAAAAACAGACUAUUUAUCGCCGCGUGGACAAGCUGUAUGAUGUCGUGUCGCGCGUGCUGGCUGAGGAAGAGUAUCUCGUUCGCCGGUUCACGUAUCUCUUCAACAACAAAGGCAGACUACAGAAGAAGCACGUGCGACAGGCCACGUCUGCGCUCGCGUCCCUCAACUUCAAGCGUUUCGCUUCGACGCUGUCCCGCUCCAGCGGUGUUCGCGAUGCCGUCAUUGUCGACAUGGCGCGCUAUGCAUUUGCGACGCGCAGUGAGCAGCUUGAAUUGCUGCGCAAACACAUCUUCAACAACGUCGUGCGCAUGGGAGACCGCUUCUAUCUCCAAACACAAGGCAUCGCACAGGUCGUGUGA